This is a messenger RNA of Bradysia coprophila, 1729 nucleotides long. Its product is annotated as coiled-coil domain-containing protein lobo-like. Gene Ontology annotation, cellular component: motile cilium. Lineage: Eukaryota; Metazoa; Arthropoda; Insecta; Diptera; Sciaridae. Gene Ontology annotation, biological process: flagellated sperm motility. The record is from RefSeq and is a predicted model, not a curated record.
AGCCGGAGCCUCGUAAAAUUGAGGAUUCAGAAUCGAAAAUAGACGAGAACUCGCUUGAACAUCCGAAAGAGGACAUCGCACCGGAUACAACGUCCGUGUUUUUCAUAGAACCCUCAACCGGUUUCCGAUUUGAGGCUAACGAGCCCACGUAUAUUGCCAUUGAAAGUGUUUGGAAUCACAAAAAUUAUUACAUUAAUCGUCAAGAGCCAAUAACCGACAUAUUGAACAUGAGUUGGGAUGUUAGCGAUUCAAACUGCUGGGAACAUUUUCUGCACGAUGAUGAUGUGGGUGACGAUGAAACAGAAGGUAAUGACGACGGGUCAGACGGCAAAUAUUUGGACAUGCCAUUUUCUUGGGUCAAACAGUUACACAUAAGUAAUUCGGAAUUCGAGGAACGAUAUCCUGGUGGUGAGAAAUGCAUCGACUACAUGAGAACGAGGUAUGAACGAUUCGCACCGUUCAAAAAUAAAAAUGGUUUGAUGACAAGGCUGACUACAUUCGAGACACUCGACUAUGAGAAGCCGUUACUUCGAUGGGAAUGGUACGAAAAUCGAUCGGAUCUGUUGUACCUCAUCAAAAUAAACUACGAAACGAACGAAAUCGAAGAGUAUUUUAUAAAAGGCCGUUGUGACAGUCUCAAAUACUACACAUACGACACCGAAGACAAAAAUCAUAAAAUUCUGGAAUUUUAUCACAUCACCCGGGCGGAUUCGUUGAUGAAAUUGGAAGUGGAGAAUGACUACAUCCGAGAACACUUCCAUUCUCGACGGAAUUGUCUGUACUUUCGGGAGUUCAAAGUCGACGUGAAAACUGUUCGUGGGCAGAGUAAUCGAGUGCUGGUUGAAGUCAUCGAAAAGUACAAUCGCAACAAAAGUAGAAAAUUUAACCAAGACGUUGCUGUACGCCAUGUGACCGACAGUGAUAUUUUCAUUCAAUACCAGUAUGCAACGGACGCAGUCACAGCUACUACCAGACGUUUCAUCAAACCACCUAAGCCGGACUAUGGAUGUGAAUAUAUAUUCGAUAUGUCCUACACAGAAGGAUACAAUUCCAGUUCCGUGCUGAAAGAUCCGUCCCAGGUCGAAUUGUAUUUAAUUUUCCUGCAGGAACUGCGUGAAGAGGAACGGUGCCGAAAGGACUAUCGGCGUGUGUGCGAGGACAUCAGCGAUCUAAUACAAGUGCGUCAGAACGAAUUGAACAAUCCGCAAUUGAAAUUCAGCAUUUUUGAUCCGUUACGCAAUGAAGCAGCGCGUCGAAUACGAAUGGCUAAAUAUGAAAUGUUGAAAGAGCAACAUGAACUGGCCAUGCGCUCCGAUCCGGAUUAUGUGGCACCAUAUUUGAUCAUCUACGGUAAGAACGAGCCGUUGAACGAAGAAGUAUCGGAAAUUGUUUUUCACGAAUGUUUGGCCGAAUUCAAAUCGAAAUUCCAGGACAUUCGCAUGGAAUUGGAAGAGAAACUGUACGAAUGCGACAAAGAAUCGCAACAAUUUAAGGUCUUCUUUACGAAAUACGAAAAUCAAUUUAAGGACGAAGACUUUGAGCGAUUUACGACUGAAGGUGAAAAUAUUGAGAUCAAUAAGGCCGUUAUUCAACACCGACUCAAAGACAUCAACGACGAAUUCGAACUGAAAUACGAAAAUGUUAAAAUGAAAGUCCUAAACGAUCUGCGUCUUACGUUCAGUUCCGAUUUCUAUUCUGCACAAACGAAUUGCCAGAAAUAAAUGCGCUU